Messenger RNA from Colletotrichum scovillei, 981 nucleotides. Its product is annotated as aristolochene synthase. Bases 1 to 981 code for a protein of 326 amino acids. The transcript is spliced from 3 exons. NCBI's taxonomy places the organism in Eukaryota, Fungi, Ascomycota, Sordariomycetes, Glomerellales, Glomerellaceae. The record is from RefSeq and is a predicted model, not a curated record.
AUGCCUUCCAGAAUUGAUAUGGCCAUCACAGAGACCCCAGUGGCUAGACGCAAGAAUAAUGACCCUCCGCGUUCCCACAUGGUCGGACGACUUCACCCGUCUGGGUUGAGGAUCACCAUGGAGGUUAACAACUACUUCCUCAACAACUGGCCUUUCCCUGAUGAGCGAACCAAGCUCCAGUUUGUUGCUGAAGGUCUGCCAACUUGGCACUUGUGCCAGUACCCGACGGCCCGCGAGGACCGGGUCGGUGCGGCUUGCCGCUUCAUGGUCAUGCUCUUCCUUAUUGAUGACUUGCUAGAGCAUCUUUCUCUGAAGGAAGGCUCGUCCUACAACGAGCGAUUGAUCUCUAUAGUCAAGGGUGAGACGGCACCUGCCCAGGAUUCGCCAAUUGAGAAGAUGGUCUUGAAUGUCUGGGAAGAUAUGAGAUCCAUCGACAAGAGGCUCUCGGAUGACAUUGAAGAGCCUACGUUCGCCUUUUGGCGGUCUCAGAAUGAUAAGGAUCGUCUGGCGAAGAAGAGUGUGGCAGAAUAUCUCAAGUAUCGAGAGCUCGACGUCGCUUCUGCCGUGCUUCUAGCUACCCAGCGCUUCCAGGACGCAAUAUACCUCAGCAAAGAAGAACUGGCCUCAGUUGCUGAUCUGGAACUCAACUACACGCACCACAUCUCCGUCAUCAAUGAUGUCCUGAGCUGGGAUAAAGAACUUCGCGCUUCCAAAGACAUCGCGGCUGAGGGCUCCAUCGUCAGCAACAUUGUUCAAACUCUGGCUGAUGAGAGUGGCCUUGACUAUGAUGGCGCGAAGCGAACCUGCUGGGUCAUGAUUCGGGAGUGGGAGAGACAGCACGAUGCCAUCGUCCAGCAGAAGCUCCAGGAGGGCUGCUCUGAUGCACUGAAGACCUACAUGGAGGGGAUCGAACUUCAGAUGAGUGGUAAUGAGUUGUGGAGUCGAACUACGCACCGCUACAAUGCCCCUCAUCUUAAGUAG